This is a messenger RNA of Miniopterus natalensis, 1690 nucleotides long. The record is from RefSeq and is a predicted model, not a curated record. NCBI's taxonomy places the organism in Eukaryota, Metazoa, Chordata, Mammalia, Chiroptera, Miniopteridae.
AUGACGUCAGAAAGGAACCGGCGACUCCGCAGGCGCAGCUCCCCGCGUCUGACCAAGAAGACCUCUCGGCGUCGUGCAAGUAAUAAUGCUGCAUUUGAAGGCUUUGAAGGACUCCCAGCGUUCAUGGGGACACCUGUUUUCACUUGCGGCGGUGUUCUCACUGGAGAGUCUGGAUUUAUUGGCAGCGAAGGUUUUCCUGGAGUGUACCCUCCGAAUAGCAAAUGCACUUGGAAAAUCACAGUUCCCAAGGGGAAAGUAGUGGUCCUCAAUUUCCGAUUCAUAGACCUCGAGAGUGACAGCCUGUGCCGCUACGACUUUGUGGAUGUGUACAACGGCCACAGCAACGGCCAGCGUAUUGGGCGCUUCUGUGGCACCUUCCGGCCUGGAGCCCUCGUGUCCAGUGGCAACAAGAUGAUGGUGCAGAUGGUUUCCGACGCCAACACCGCCGGGAACGGCUUCAUGGCCACGUUCUCUGCUGCAGAGCCGAAUGAGAGAGGGGAUCAGUAUUGUGGAGGACGCCUUGAAAGACCUUCCGGCUCUUUUAAAACCCCCAACUGGCCAGACCGCGAUUACCCUGCAGGAGUCACUUGUUUGUGGCACAUUCUGGCCCCAAAGAACCAGCUCAUAGAACUGAAGUUUGAGAAGUUCGACGUUGAGCGCGAUAACUACUGCCGCUAUGACUAUGUGGCUGUGUUUAAUGGUGGAGAAGUCAACGACGCCAAAAGAAUUGGGAAGUAUUGCGGUGAUAGUCCACCUGCGCCAAUUGUAUCUGAGAGAAAUGAACUUCUCAUCCAGUUUUUCUCAGACCUAAGCUUAACUGCAGAUGGAUUUAUUGGUCACUACAAAUUCAGGCCAAAAAAAUUACCUACAACUACAGUACCACCAGUUACCACCACAUUCGCUGUAACUACAGGUUUAAAACCCACCGUGGCCAUGUGUCAACAAAAAUGUAGAUGGACGGGCACCCUGGAGAGCAAUUACUGUUCAAGUGACUUUGUAUUUGCUGGUACUGUUAUCACAACCAUCACUCGAGGUGGAAGCUUGCAUGCCACAGUCUCUCUCAUCCACAUCUAUAAAGACGGCAAUCUGGCGAUUCAACAGGCUGGCAAGAACAUGAGUGCCAAGGUCAUUGUGGUCUGCAAGCAGUGCCCUCUCCUUAGAAGAGGUCAAAAUUACAUUAUUAUGGGCCAAGUGGGUGAGGACGGGCGAGGCAGAAUCAUGCCAAACAGUUUUGUCAUGCUGUUGAAGACCAAGAAUCAGAAGUUCCUGACUGCCUUGGAAAACAAGCAAUGUUAACAGUGAACUGUGUCAAUUUAAGCCUCAUUCUGUCAUUGCCUUUGAAAGAUCUAUUUUUCUCAGCAUAAAAACAACCUUAUAAUACUAAACAUUGAGCAUUCAGAAAGAUUUACUCUUCACAGAGGUAGGUGUGAGACCUCCAGUGUUGCUGCUGGGAGUUCCAGGCCUGCACCGAGAGAAGCAGACACCAUAGUGUGGUGACAGGAAAGGAACGGCAUUGAGUGUUGACAGUUUGGAAGCAGUUUAUUUAUACAUCUCUGUAAAAGGGUAUUUGAGAAAUGAGUUUUGUGAAGAUGUAAAAAAAGAUUUUAUAAGUGCAAUACUUGCUCCAGGGUGUUAUAUUCUUUUCUUGCAUUUUUAAAUUGAUGCUUAAUAAAAUAUUUUUAAACAAUUA